Molecule: messenger RNA, 2096 nt
Organism: Coffea eugenioides
Lineage: Eukaryota; Viridiplantae; Streptophyta; Magnoliopsida; Gentianales; Rubiaceae
Product: probable serine/threonine-protein kinase PBL9
Exons: 6
Coding region: 675-1784 (369 amino acids)
Biological process (GO): protein phosphorylation
Molecular function (GO): protein kinase activity; ATP binding
Source: RefSeq, a predicted model, not a curated record
UUCCCCACGAGGGUCUAAAAGUAGCCUUCUUCCUUCUUUCCGUCUUAACCAUUGGCAAUUAAAAUAAAAACCCCUCUCCAACUCUCUACUUUCUACUUCCAACUUUUCUCUCAUCAGAGACCCAUUCCUUUUUUACUCCUCAAUUAACGUGAGCUGCUUGCAAAAUACUACAUGUAUACUAUCAAUCAUUCUUCUUUCCACGGAUUCUUCUCAACAGUAAGAGAGAAAAGGGGAGGUGUGGUUGGCGGCUAAUACCUAACUCGAGGAAAGGGAGGAGAGGCAUAAUUCACAUUAGAUCUGGAUUCACAGAAGUUCUGGGGUGGUUACAAUCGUGCUAGUGCUGGUAUUCAAGUUUGUUUAUGUGUUUUAACUCAACUGCGGCAGCAGGUUGUGAUAUAAUCUAAUACUAUUAUGCAUAUAUGAAUGACAUCCUGAAGUGGGCUCUUGCGCUUUGCUUGGUUUCUGGAGCGAAGAAUUGCUGUCUCUUUUUUGAAGCUUUGCUUCCAUGGGGAUUUGCUUGAGCCAACAAGUCAAGGCUGAGUUUCCAUUUUCCUCUGGUACAGUUCUAUUCGUAUCGCUUAGCUGUUGGACUGUGUGUAGAAGUAAACUCACGAAAUGUGAGUGAGGAUGGGACUCAGACGAGCAAUUUGAGCAGCAAGGCCUCUUCAUUUUCCAUGUGUCAGACCCCUCGAAGUGAGGGUGAGAUCUUGGAGUCCUCCAACUUGAAGAGCUUCGCCUUUGGUGAACUCAAAGCAGCUACCAGAAACUUCAGGCCUGACAGUGUUUUGGGCGAAGGUGGCUUUGGCUCUGUUUUCAAGGGGUGGAUUGAUGAGCAAUCCCAAGCAGCAUCAAAGCCUGGGACUGGGAUAGUUGUAGCUGUGAAGAGGCUAAACCAAGAUGGUUGGCAGGGGCACAAGGAGUGGCUGGCCGAGAUUAAUUAUCUUGGGCAGCUGCGUCACCCUAACCUUGUGAAGUUGAUCGGGUACUGCUUGGAGGAUGACCACCGACUUUUGGUCUACGAGUUCAUGCCCAAGGGUAGCAUGGAAAAUCAUCUAUUCAGAAAAGGAUCUUACUUCCAGCCGUUCUCUUGGAGCCUUCGUAUGAAAAUUGCUCUUGGCGCUGCCAGGGGACUUGCCUUUCUUCACAGUGCUGAAACAAAAGUUAUUUAUAGGGACUUCAAGACUUCCAAUAUCCUCCUUGACUCCAACUACAAUGCCAAACUUUCUGAUUUUGGGUUGGCCAGGGAUGGGCCAACUGGUGAUAAGAGCCACGUCUCUACUAGGGUUAUGGGGACCUAUGGUUAUGCUGCCCCUGAGUACCUAUCAACAGGUCAUUUAACUGCAAAGAGCGAUGUCUACAGCUUUGGAGUUGUUCUUCUGGAGAUGUUGUCUGGGAAAAAAGCAAUAGACAAGAAUCGUCCAACUGGGGAACACAAUCUAGUGGAGUGGGCAAAACCUUACCUUACCAACAAACGCCGAAUUUUCCGCAUUCUGGAUGCCCGUCUUGAAGGCCAGUAUUCCAUGGGUCGAGCACUGAGGGUGGCUAAUCUUGCCAUUCACUGCUUGUCCGUGGACCCCAAGGUGAGGCCAAGCAUGGACGAGGUUGUAACAACUCUAGAGCAGCUCCAGGACUUGAAAGGCACAUCAAACCAUGACCAGAAGGACAGCCAGUUAAAUCUGCAUGGCAAUUCAGGUGGUGGGCCUAGGCAUUGCAGAAGAAGUGCUGAAGAAGCUCCUGGAAUGACGGCUUACCCUAGACCUUCAGCUUCGCCACUUUAUGCUUGAAGGAAGGAGGAAAGACAAUUCCAUUGCGAGAGCAUUGAUCAAUUUUUUGCUAUAUUCCCAAGUGAUGUACAGUUUUUGCUUUUUAGUAAUACGGUGGUCAUGGCGAGGCUUAAAAAGCUGCUGCUCUUCCUUCCUUGUAAUGCAAGGGUUUUGCAUGCUUUUGGUAAAUGGAUCUUUGCAUCAGAUGUUGCGAGGAAAGAUUAGGAACUUGUUGCUCUUUGGUUUGUAAUUUUGUAGUUUGUAGCGUUUGAACUCUUUGCAUGUGUGCUAUAAGCACUCUGUUUAUAUGUGUAGUCCAUGACCCUUUAUUUA